UGCCAUCCCUAACACCCGAAUUGUGCAACACGGAAAAUUGACAAAAUUUUCAGUUUUCAAAUUAUCUGCUCAAUUCAAACGCACACAAACUCCGGAAAAUAACCAACCGACACUUACCCCACGGUUUGGCUUAACUCGCGCCGCUACGCGAUUAAUUCAACUGACUCGACCCGAGCAUACGAAGGAGUGGAAAUCAAAUGCAAGUCACACACAGGGUUAUCCGUUGUUUAGAAUGAAUUGAUUUUCCGGACAACUACAUAGCGACAGGUCGGAAAACGGAAAAACAAACAAGCCGGCGAGUUGCCCUUGGCAGCAGGCAAAGAGCAACAGUUCAAUCCACACACAACUCACGCUAGAACCCCAAAUAAUUUCGGCUACACAGUAAACUUCGGCUGGAGAAAUGCUGCUUCAAAAGAUUUUCACCCGCGCGCUUCACUCCACGAGGCAGCUCUACGCCGGAUCUGGCGCAUCCGGAGGGCUGGAGAAGAGUGCCCUGGCGGCCUUGAGGAAGAAGACCGGCUACACCUUCGCCAAUUGCAAGAAAGCCCUGGAGAAGCACAACAACGACGUCGGAUUGGCUGAAAAGUGGCUCCAUGAGCAGGCCCAGACGCUCGGCUGGUCCAAGGCCACCAAGGUCGCAGAUCGAGCCACUGCCCAAGGUCUGAUCGGAGUCCUCAUCCGCGGCAAUCGGGGCGCUAUGGUGGAGCUGAACUGCGAGACGGAUUUCGUGGCCAGGAACGAUACCUUCAAGCGGUUCGUAGACCACGUCGCCUGCAUGUGCCUGCACUACACGGACUUGACGGACUUCGAUGGAGAUCUGUGGAAGCUUGGCUUCGAUGCGGACGCACUCAAAAACUUGCGCACGGAGGAGGGACGCACACUGGGCGACCACCUGGCCCUGCUGAUCGGCGCCAUCGGAGAGAACGCCACCAUCCGACGGGCCCUGUGCUUUAAGGCCAACAACGACCUGAGACUGGUUGGCUACGCCCAUCCGGCACCCACCAAUGUGGGCACCACGGAAGGCAUCACUCAGGUGGGCAAAUACGGAGCGAUCGUAGCCUACCGAUCCACGCACAACCUGCUGGACUUUGAGUUCCACAAGAGCAUCUGCCAGCAGAUCGUUGGCAUGAAGCCGUCGAAGAUCGGCGAGUAUGACAAGGACAAGCCGGCGGAGAACAAGGACGACGAGACGUGCCUGAUUCACCAGGAGUAUCUGCUCGAUGCGGACAAGACGGUGGGCGAGGCCUUGCAGGAACACAACUGCGAGAUCGUGGACUACCAUCGCUUCGAGUGUGGCGAGCAGACGGAACGCAGCCUGGAGGCGAUCAUUCGCUCCCAGCUCCAGAGCAGCAAUUAACUAGCCAUUAAGCAGAGUCUAGAUCACUAAAUUGUUAUUAGCACCAGCUGAAGAUUGUUAAAACCGAAAUUCUGGACAAAGUUCUGGUCAAAAUUUGCAUGUGAAACAAGUAAAACAACCACGACGAUCAGAUCAGA
Molecule: messenger RNA, 1494 nt
Organism: Drosophila teissieri
Lineage: Eukaryota; Metazoa; Arthropoda; Insecta; Diptera; Drosophilidae
Gene: mEFTs
Product: elongation factor Ts, mitochondrial
Exons: 3
Coding region: 401-1357 (318 amino acids)
Biological process (GO): mitochondrial translational elongation
Cellular component (GO): mitochondrial matrix
Molecular function (GO): protein binding; translation elongation factor activity
Source: RefSeq, a predicted model, not a curated record